AUGGCUACAGACAUGUUGGCCGUUACUGCGCCAGCAUUCACAGACCCUUCUGGCUAUGAGCUGUCCAAGCUGCCGCGACCGGUGAUCAGUGGCGAGGCGGAUGUCAUGAUUCGAGUCCUCGCGGCCAGCAUCAACCCAGUGGAUGUGAAGAAGGCAGCUGGCGCAUUCAAAUUGGCCAUGCCGGAAAGAUUCCCGUACAAGAUUGGAUAUGACGCUGCCGGUAUCGUCGAAGCCAUUGGAGGGCAAGUGACCCGCUUCAAGGCCGGCGACGAGGUUUUUGUGCGGCUACCUGAGGUCGGGCGAGGCUCGUGGAGCGAGUAUGUCGUGUGCCCAGAGUCAUACAUCGCUUUCAAGCCCCGGAACCUCUCCUUUACCGAGGCAGCAUCCUUGCCCCUGGCCGGUGUCACCGCUCUACAAGUGCUGAGGCAGUAUCAGGGCGGCCUGGAGGGAAAGACAGUCUUCGUGCCCGCUGGACUUAGCGGCACUGGCGCCUAUGCCUGCCAGUUGGCCAAGAAUGUCUUCCGUGCAGGUAAAGUAAUUACGACAGUUUCGACCUCGAAGGUUGCCAAAGUCGCCGAGCUUCUGGGAGAGGGGGUAGUUGACCAAGUCAUCGACUACACCAAAGACAGCCCAACCAAGGUCAUUGCGCCACGCUCGGUCGAUCUCCUGUUUGACACGACAGGCCAGGCCAUGCAAUUUCUCUCGCUCAUGGUUCCAUCUACUGGUCUCAUCGUAUCCAUCUCUACCACCCCUUCUUCUGCAACACUGCAAAGUGCCAGCGUUAUGCAACGACCCGACAACCCCCACGUCCCACUCCUCGGGCGGCUCUUGCUAGACACCAUGGAUGCGCUGCGCAGACUGCGCGCCUGGCGCUGGAGCGUGACCUACAUGUACUGGUUCCUCAAGCCGAACGGGGAGGAUCUCACGGCACUCUCAGGUUUUGCAGAGGAGGGGAAGUUGUUGCCGUUGGUAGGGACAAGGGUCAGCCUCGAAGAUAUCGAAAAGGUCAGAGAGGCAUGCAUGCUGUCUUACAGAGGCAAAGGCGGCAUCGGCAAGACCGUCUUUGAAGUGUCUCCUGCCAACUAG
Molecule: messenger RNA, 1086 nt
Organism: Thyridium curvatum
Lineage: Eukaryota; Fungi; Ascomycota; Sordariomycetes; Thyridiales; Thyridiaceae
Exons: 5
Coding region: 1-1086 (361 amino acids)
Molecular function (GO): oxidoreductase activity
Source: RefSeq, a predicted model, not a curated record